AUACUACAUACUCUCAAAGGUCGUUGGGGGAAGAAAUAUGGAAGAACAAGACACAGAAAGUCAAUGCUGAGAUCUUCACGUUGACAUACGGGUCUAUUGUCACACAACUAGUAGAUGAAUUGAAUGAUGAUUACCAUUUAGUUAACAAACAAUUAUAUGAGAUGGGGUAUAACAUCGGUAUCCGUCUUAUCGAAGAUUUCCUGGCAAGAACAGCUUUACCACGUUGCGAAGAUAUGCUCAAAUGUAGUGAGGUUAUUAGCAAGUGUGCAUUCAAGAUAUUUCUAGAUAUUGUCCCCAAAGUAAGUAGUUGGAGUAAUGACAAGAAAUCAUUUUCUUUAAUAAUCGAAGAUAACCCAUUGAGUCAAUUUGUAGAAAUCCCUAGAAAUAAAGACUCCAACGGUGCAACAAACAAGGAAGAAUUAUGGUAUUCCAACAUAUUAUGUGGUAUCAUCAAAGGUGCUUUAGAAAUGGUUCAAUUGGACGUUGAAUGUUGGUUUGUUUCAGAUGAAGUCAAGGGAGAUUCCCAAACAGAAAUCCGGAUCAAACUAAACAAAGUCUUGGUCGAUGAAAUACCAAUCGGUGAGGAUUAA
This is a messenger RNA of Henningerozyma blattae CBS 6284, 590 nucleotides long. It is a transcript of the gene BET3, whose product is annotated as TRAPP complex core subunit BET3. NCBI's taxonomy places the organism in Eukaryota, Fungi, Ascomycota, Saccharomycetes, Saccharomycetales, Saccharomycetaceae. The record is from RefSeq and is a predicted model, not a curated record. Gene Ontology annotation, cellular component: TRAPP complex; cis-Golgi network membrane; cytosol. The transcript has a single exon. Gene Ontology annotation, biological process: endoplasmic reticulum to Golgi vesicle-mediated transport; intra-Golgi vesicle-mediated transport. The annotation marks the transcript as partial.